Messenger RNA from Pipistrellus kuhlii (Kuhl's pipistrelle), 1196 nucleotides. RefSeq names its product testis-specific H1 histone. Lineage: Eukaryota; Metazoa; Chordata; Mammalia; Chiroptera; Vespertilionidae. Bases 1 to 1065 code for a protein of 354 amino acids. The transcript has 2 exons. The record is from RefSeq and is a predicted model, not a curated record.
AUGGUGUGCACUACUUUUUCCCAGAAAACUGGUGAAUGUCAAAAAGUGGUCGAGAUCAAGACCCAUGAGAAGUGUGAGCAUAAGAGCAGGGAACAAACUCCGGGAGAUGAUGAAGGUGAUUCCUCUGGGGGUAUCGGAGUGGGAGAUCUGGAGGGCUUAGACCCAGCAGGAAGUGCCGGGACCGGGGCAGAGGCAGGGACCGGGGCAGGGACCGGGGCAGGGGCAGAUGCAGGGGCUGCAGCCGGGACCGGGACCGGGACCGGGACCGGAGCCGGGGCGGAGAAGGCGGAGCUCAGCGGCGCAUCCCCAGGCGCCGAAGUGAAAGCCCAGCCGCCCCCGGAGAAGACCCUCGCGGCGGCGCGGCCGCGGCGGGACUCGCGCUCGGUGCUCCGGGUGUCCCAGCUGCUGCUCGGGGCCAUCGCCUCGCACAAGCGGCUCACGGUGGCGGCGCUGCGGCGGGAGCUGGGCCAGGCGGGCUACCAGGUGCGCAGGCGGUGCCGGCGCCGCGGCGGCGGGGCGCGCGCGGCCGGCUUCCCGGGCACCCUCAUCAGGGUCAGCGGCAGCCACACCUCCGGCUACCUGCGCGUCUGGAAGCCCCCGAAGCCCAAGAGGAAGCCGGGGCGCCCGAAGUCGAAAGAGAGCGUCCGGCCCUGCAGGACGCCCUCGGGGCUGCGCAGCCCGCGGAGGCGCCGCCGCGUGCGCUGUCGGAAGGCGGCGCGGCGGGCCCGGGAGGUCUGGAGGCGGGACGCGCGGGUCAGCAGCGUCCUGAGGAGGCUGCGGCCCAGAGUCCGGGGCCAGGUGCGUCCCAAGGCCAAGGACACGAGGGCCAAGGACAUCAGGGCCAAGGACGCAAAGGCCAAGGACACCAGAGCCAAGGACGCCAGGGCCAAGGUGAUGGACAGGAGCAGAGGGAAGGCCGUGAAAGAAAACAGGUCCCGGUCCCGAGGGAGGAGGCCACGGGAAGAGAAGAAGCUGGACCCCGAGAAGCCGGCAAAGCGGCCCCGCCAGAGGUCAGCUUCCCUUAGGACCGGCCCUCGGGCCGCCCGCACCCGCUGCUGCACCUGAAAGCCCGUGGACCCCUUCGUGUGGGAACGUCUUCCCUUCCUCCAGGCACAGAGGCCUUUCUUUCCCCAUGUGGUUCCUGUUAGAGCAGCUCUCACACGCGUUGAAAUGGACUAACUAUUCACAAGACCUUU